UUUCACAUACUACUCUCUUGGGCCCUUGCAACAGGCUCAUAUGGACCUAUUUUGGGGACAGAAACUUGCAGCUCAUAGUCCAGACACAGUCUCGUACCUUAUUUGAUAUAAUACAUUUUUGAAAGGAAGCAACAAGCACAAAAUUGAGGUAUAAUAAAUCCUUCCAUCCCACACCAUUGCCCCAAGAUGCGUGGAAAGAAUGAAACUGGAUAAAAUUUAAGGAAGGGAGAGUGGAGAGGAAAAGACACAAAGUACAUGGAAAGAAACCUGAUGAAAGAUUUCCCCGGUGGAAUUACUGUCUUGGGGAGGUCACCAUGACAGCGUCCCUUCAAGAAUUCACAUUACUACAAUAAACCAGUAUUACCCAGCCCUUUGUGCACCUGACUGUGUUCAAUGAGGUUUUGUAUUUCACUGUGGUUUUUGGCAAAGUUUCAUAUGCUCACAACCUUAAGUCAACAUUAAACCAAAUUGCUCAGUUAUAAUCAUGAACUCUGUGUGCAGUAGCUCCAGCCACACCACAUGAAAACAAGCUGGCUGAAAUCCACAACUUCAGAGCAGACCACGCAACUUCUGAAAGAAGUCACCUCACUUACAAGAAAGUUACUUCUUCGUUUAUGAAGAAUUCAGAUGUCUCAUACUCAAUUUGCUUAUUCCCAACACAAUGAAGGAAAUGUCCUGCUUCUGCAUGACUUUUUCUUCCUUGUUGGAGCAGAUGGUGAAGGCUUACAAAUACAUGACUGGUAUUUUUUCAGUGACUCAUACCUCAGAGCAACAGGCUUCAGAUUGUGAUAAGCCGCCAACAGAGAUGGAUGUGAGCUUUCUUGAGGAGCAGUAUGACCAUAUAAAACAGAAGCAAAAACUGCAAUCACACGUUAUUGUUUUUAAAACAGGUGAACAUGAAUCUGUUAUCUCAGAAUCAAUGGUCAAUACUGUUAUAAUUAAUAAAAAAGUGAGAUCAAAGUCAUUUACAGAGCAUGUUCCUGUCAGAAAGGUCAGACUGGAGAUGACCAGCAGUGGCAACACACAAGACAACUCACUAUGGCAUACCCAUCUGGGAAUUCACCAUCUGGUGCAAGCCCCUUAUCAAGGAGUUACCCAGGAUGUCUCCCACUGCAAGAACGGACUGUGUAACUUUGACAAACAAAGACUGAUUUCACAGGGAAACAGCACACUACAACCCAAGGAAUUAGAAGAAGCUAAUGAACUAUCUGCACCGAGUCAACUGAGAAGUUCAAGCAUGUUGAACAGUUUCAGUAAACAGAAUGGCAGCAGCAUUUCAAGCACCUGCCCAAAGCCUCCGAAAUCAGCCACUUCAGCAGUUUGGACACAUCAACACAUUUCUCCUACAAAAUGCACGUCAGCCUGCAAUAAACUGAACUUUUACCCUUUCCCUAAUAAAAAAGGGCCAAGAAUUUCUGAAGCAGCAAAGAGGCUUGGAUUAUAUGUCUCAGAAUGAAGACAUUCAGUAAUACAUAAGACUUAGCAAAAAACUUGAAUGAAAAAUAGCCUUCCUACUUACACUGAUUGACUUGCUGAGGGCCUAUUACUUUUACUAGCCAAAGAAGAUCCUUACUACAUAAUCUGUUGUUUUAUAGUACAAUGUAAAAUGAAAUGUUCUUACAAAGAUGCUGGGCUGCAACGACAGAUACUCACUUCUGUUACUUGAAUCUUGAGAUACAAGAGCAAUUUCAUCUCUUUUUGUCUUUUUUUUCUCCUCCUCCUUUUCAGGUCACUGAUUCCAGAAACUAAGAUUUUAUCACAUCAAUAUCUGAAAUACCUGAAAGAGCUAUAGCAAAGACUAGUAGAACUACUGAUGAAGCAACCAGGAUAAAUUUCAGCAGAGUAAUAUUUACUUUAGACAAUAAACAAGUAACAAAUGAAACAGUAUUGAAGGUGAUUGGUGCAACUGAUGUAUGAUUUCAUCACUCACUUUCCUUAAGAUAUUGAAGAUAGGUUCUGAUGUGUGUAUUUUUAAAAUUAACAAAGAGAAUCCCCACUCAUUUCUAUUGUUUCAAUGGUAAUAAAUUAAUGGUUUAAUAGUAAA
Pezoporus flaviventris is the source of this 2044-nucleotide messenger RNA. RefSeq names its product chromosome unknown C9orf152 homolog (gene CUNH9orf152). Lineage: Eukaryota; Metazoa; Chordata; Aves; Psittaciformes; Psittacidae. Bases 662 to 1456 code for a protein of 264 amino acids. The record is from RefSeq and is a predicted model, not a curated record. The transcript has 2 exons.